This is a messenger RNA of Aspergillus aculeatus ATCC 16872, 1368 nucleotides long. RefSeq lists its product as uncharacterized. The transcript is spliced from 2 exons. Gene Ontology annotation, biological process: sphingosine biosynthetic process. NCBI's taxonomy places the organism in Eukaryota, Fungi, Ascomycota, Eurotiomycetes, Eurotiales, Aspergillaceae. Bases 1 to 1368 code for a protein of 455 amino acids. The record is from RefSeq and is a predicted model, not a curated record. Gene Ontology annotation, cellular component: cytoplasm; intracellular membrane-bounded organelle; membrane.
AUGAGUCCACCUGAACCCCCCACCACACUCAAAGUAGACAAGUCAGUGACUCUGUCACUAGACGAUGAAUUCGUCACCGUAACCGAACACCAAUCCAACUACAAGCUCGACCACUACGGCAUCAUAAACGCAGCAGUCACCCCCACCAGCCUCACAAUCACCUACGUAGACGGCAACGAGCUAGAAAUCAUCCACUACCGCGUCCGCCCAGAAGAACACGUCCAGGCCACCACCUGGACGCAGCACCUUCUGACCCGCGCCUACCGCCACGCGCAACCCUUCAAACGCCUCAAGGUAAUCAUCAACCCGUUCUGCUCCGGCGCGGUGAGGAAAUUCCGCACGCUCGCCGCACCCAUCCUCGCUGCGGCACACUGCCACUUCGACGUCGAGGAGACGCGGUACAAGGGCCACGCCAGUGAGAUCGCCGAGCAGAUCGACCUCGACGCCUACGACGCGAUUGUGUGCUGCUCGGGCGACGGGCUGCCCCACGAGGCGUUCAACGGGCUGGCCCGCAGGCCGGAUGCCGUCAAGGCGCUGGCCACGAUGGCCGUGGCCAUGAUCCCCUGUGGGUCGGGCAAUGCGAUGGCGUGGAAUCUGUUCGGGACGGACGAUGUCGCGCAGGCGGCGCUGGCGAUUGUGAAAGGCGUAACAAUGCCCCUGGAUUUGCUCUCGAUCACCCAGGGCGAUCGCCAUACGGUAUCCUUUCUGUCGCAGUCUUUGGGUGUGCUGGCGGACUCGGACCUCAAGACGGAGCAUCUGCGGUGGAUGGGCGAUCAUCGCUUUAUCUAUGGCGUUCUGACGACGAUUGCGCAGCGGACGGCGUAUCCCUGUGAGCUGGCUUUUAAGACGGUCAUGGGGGAUAAGGUGGAGAUCCAGGAGUACUAUGAACGUGCGAGGGGUCAGUCAUUGGCAUCACCGGAUAUGUUGACUGAAGAGUCAGGGACGGGUUCGAGUGGUCUGCCGCUGAAGUAUGGCACGGUCCGCGCCGAUAUCCCGGAGGACUGGGAAGUGGUCUCCGGGGAGGGGUUGUCGAGCUUCUACGCCAGUAACAUGGCGAUUGUGGCCAAGGACACGAACUUCUUCCCGGCCGCGCUACCCAGCGACGGGCUCUUGGAUGUCAUGACGGUGUUCGACACAAUUGGGAUCGUAGGUGCACUUGAUGCUACCGUCAAGCUGCCGCAGGGAAAAUGCUUCGAGCUCGGCGAUGUGCACAUGCGGAAGGUCUCGGCGUACCGCCUUACCCCUAAGGAGAAAGAGGGGUGCAUCAGCGUGGAUGGAGAGUGGUAUCCAUUUGAGGCCUUUCAGGUAGAGGUGCACCAGGGUCUGGGUCGGGUGCUCACAAAUCUGCGUCAUGCGUACCACGUAUGA